AUGUUGCGUAACUCGCGACUGCAGGCAUCCACAGCGGGUGCACAGGGCGCGCCUCCUGCCGCCACCGCCCACCUGCCGCCCACCUGCCGCCCACCUGCCGCCCUGUUGCGUCGCCCACUGCGCCGCCCGUCGCCCACGCGCCACCCCGCCCAGCGGCUGAGACUUCCACACCGCGCGGCCUGCCAACCACCUGCGCCGCCCACCUGCCGCCCAGAGGCGCCGCCCACUGACGCCGCCGCCGCCGCCGCCCACGCGUCGCCCCGCCCAGCUGCCGAGACUUCCGCGCAGCGCGGCCUGCCGACCACCUGCGCCGCCCACCUGCCGCCCACUGACGCCGCCCGUCGCCCACGCGCCGCCCCGCCCAGCGGCCGAGACUUCCGCGCCAUGCGGCCUGCCAACCACCUUCAGCGCCCACCUGGCGCCCAGAGGCGCCGCCCACUGACGCCGCCGUCGCCCACGCGCCACCCCGCCCAGCUGCCGAGACUUCCGCGCAGCGCGGCCUGCCGCCCACCUGCGCCGCCCACCUGUCCCUCAGAGGCACUGCCCCACGUUCGCUGCCGACCAGCCAGCUGCUGCCAUCUCCGCUAG
Schistocerca piceifrons (Central American locust) is the source of this 588-nucleotide messenger RNA. RefSeq names its product vegetative cell wall protein gp1-like. Lineage: Eukaryota; Metazoa; Arthropoda; Insecta; Orthoptera; Acrididae. The record is from RefSeq and is a predicted model, not a curated record. The coding region runs from base 1 to 588 and encodes 195 amino acids. The transcript is spliced from 2 exons.